Messenger RNA from Peromyscus californicus insignis, 1348 nucleotides. RefSeq names its product chromosome unknown C5orf63 homolog (gene CUNH5orf63). The coding region runs from base 197 to 544 and encodes 115 amino acids. The record is from RefSeq and is a predicted model, not a curated record. The transcript has 5 exons. Lineage: Eukaryota; Metazoa; Chordata; Mammalia; Rodentia; Cricetidae.
CGGCGCCCGCGGGCCGGAAGUGCAGCGCGCGCGGCGGAAGUGCGGCGGGCGGGCGGAAGGGGCGGGGGCCGGGCGACCUGAGGCCGAGGAGUAGAUAUCAGAAGAAACGAAACACCCGCCGGAAUAGUUCCUGAAGGAGAUUUGAUUCCUGUUCGCAGUUGUUUUGAAGGGGGAUACCCUCUGGCUCAGAAUUAAAAUGCUCUGGUUUCAAGGAAAUAGCCUGCAGAUUGCCAAAGCCUCCUUUGGACUCUUGCGAAAUCUCUCUGCCUCUAACACAGCUCUGCCUGUGCUGACCUUAUUCACAAAGGAUCCAUGCCCGCUCUGUGAUGAAGCCAGAGAAGUACUCAAGCCUUAUAAAGACAGGUUUAUAUUGCAGGAGGUGGACAUCACACUUCCAGAAAAUUCUACUUGGUAUGAAAGGUAUAGAUUUGACAUCCCUGUCUUCCAUCUGAAUGGCCAGUUUCUGAUGAUGCAUCGAGUGAACACCUCAAAGCUUGAAAAACAGCUUCUGAAAAUUGAACAGCAGGUGCUGAAGACAAACUGAGGCCUCGUGAUUUCCACCCUCUCUGUCAGAAGGCGUCUGCCUGAGGGUAUGACUAGGGUUGUGGAUUUCCUUGUCAAGUCCAUAGUGCCCUUAUGAUGGUAUCCCAUAAAUACGUUGCCAUUACUCUUCUGACUGAUGCAGGUACCCACGUGAGAGCAGUUUGCUGAUGGGUGUUUUGUAAACCAGAAGUGCUUUGUAUGGAGGGAGACCCCGUAGGGAGGGAGCGGUCUGGUCGUUGAGUUUAUGUCCCUUUUGUGCAAGGGUGGAAGCACUUGCCAUGCACGGGACAGUGCCCCAAUGGGAAGGAGGCGCGGCAGUCCUGCUGCUCACAGCCCUGGAGCCUGACUUCAGUGGAGGAAAUGCUCUUCCCUCAGGAAAGUGAAAUGUGAAUUGUUAAUAACUGUGCACAGUCAACAAAGGGGUGUUUUAACGAACACAUCUGCAUGCAGCCUAUUUCAGUGGAAUUUAAUAAUACCUGUUUAAAAUUAGCAUUCACUUUUGUUGAAUAGAAGAGAAUAAUUAUCCUAGCCAAAGAGACUUCUCUUCAGAAAGACAAAGGAGACUUAAUCCUCCAGAAUGUAUAUAACAGACUCGGCUGUACUUGUCAUCAUGGAAUUGACUUGUGAUGUUGAGGACUGCCUUAAGUUCUCAUCAAUUAAGCUAAUUCAACUAAUUGUAAGAUAGUAACUUUGUCAAAUUUUAGUAUCUUGGGGAAAUUCAUUUUGAUCAUAACUGAACAUAUGUACCAUCUAAUCAUAAAGUACCAUUUUAUAUAAAGUAUUAAAGAUGCAGUUUUGUACCCUU